AUGACGCAACGCCGAAUGUACAGCGCAGAAUCGUCGCCAUCAAUCGACGCAUACAUUCGCGACAUGCUCAGGCCGGGGCCAGGAGGAGCUACGAAGCCGGCGCCGAAGCAGAUCAGUAUAGUGACGGGCAAGGCGCCGCCAAGCGACGCAACGCUCUUCGCGGCGUCCAUCGACGAGCUAAUUGACCACCUACAUACGCUGCGCGGCCGGGAAAAGCCAUGGAAAUACACGACAUCACCUGUGGAGCGUCACAAGCGCAUUGUGCACAUUGUCAGGCACCUGGUUGUGCAGCGCCGGCAGCGCCUGACGGCCUUUCUCUACGAAUGCGUGGUGGACACCAUGGGCGAUCCGGACAGCAGCGGCCUAUCGCUCGUCCACCUCAUGAAAGACAUGGCGCAGCAGGGCAUCGAGCCGACGCAGGCAUUCUACAGCGGAGCGCUCGAGUCCCUCAUGGUGCACCCCAACUACGUGGCCCUGCUCGAGAUUCUAGAGCACACGCGCGCGCGCGACUGGCCCGAGAGCAGGCAGACCAUCGCGGUUGCCUUACUCCGUGACGAGCAGUACGAGCUGGCCUACGACACGCUCAUGGAGCUGCACACCAGCAAUACCCGGGUCGACCCGUGGAUCUACGACAUCUUUGUGUUUGCGCUUGGCAGGAUGGGCUUCGUGGAUGAAAUGACGGAAAUCUUGGCGGCACGGCUGUCCCUAGCCUCUACGCAGGGCCUGGGCGCGCUGCAAUUCUUUGCCCUGGACGUCUGCAGCGCUGCGUUCCACUACCCCGGCACAGUCGCCGGAUGGAACACGCUGGUUCGCAACGGCAAGGUGAAUCCCUCGGACGGCAUCUUGGAAAACGUGAUUAACACGGCCGCGCGACAAGCCGACACGGCACUCGCCAGCGAGGCGCUCGACAUGCUGGCGCAGCGGACCCGUGUGCAGGACUACCACUACGACAGCGUCAUCGACGCCUUCAUCCUGGGCGACGACCUGGCCUCGGCCACGCGCCUGCACUGCAUCAUGCACACCAGCGGCAUCCCCGUCACCAAGGCCGCAGCGAAGCGCCUCGUUGCCGCGGCCGCGCACCGCGGCCGCGAGCUCAACGCGUGGCUGCGCAGCGCGUCCGACGAGGAGAGCCUGCUCGCGCCGCCGCGCCUCGUCAACGCCGCCAUCAACAGGCACGUGCUCGAGGCCGACGCGGACCUCGCCAUGGAGCUCUACGCCCGAUAUGAGCAGCUGUGCGGCGAGAAGUGGCCGCCGCUCGAGGUGCUGCUGCAGCUGCUUCCGCACUGCGACGGCGAGAGCAGCACGGUGGCCGAGAUGAGCGACCGCCUGCUCGAGGAGCUGGCGGCGCAGGAGCGUGAGGAGUCGCGGCAGAUGGUCGCGCAGAAGCUCCAGGUGGCGAUUGAGCGUCUGAUGCUGGAUGGCAGGACGGCGGAGGAGGGCCGUCGCUUCGAGGAGAAGCUCGGCGCGAUGCUGCAGCGGCCCCAACUUGAAGAGGGCCCCUAG
Akanthomyces muscarius is the source of this 1503-nucleotide messenger RNA. RefSeq lists its product as uncharacterized. The record is from RefSeq and is a predicted model, not a curated record. NCBI's taxonomy places the organism in Eukaryota, Fungi, Ascomycota, Sordariomycetes, Hypocreales, Cordycipitaceae. Gene Ontology annotation, molecular function: protein binding. The transcript has a single exon. The coding region runs from base 1 to 1503 and encodes 500 amino acids.